Messenger RNA from Glycine soja, 747 nucleotides. RefSeq names its product 13-hydroxylupanine O-tigloyltransferase-like. The coding region runs from base 1 to 747 and encodes 248 amino acids. The transcript is spliced from 3 exons. Lineage: Eukaryota; Viridiplantae; Streptophyta; Magnoliopsida; Fabales; Fabaceae. The record is from RefSeq and is a predicted model, not a curated record.
AUGGUUCUCCAAACUUCGUCUCUAGGGUUUAUAGUGAGGAGGCACCCACCAGAGCUAGUAGCCCCAGCCAACCCCACUCCCCGUGAAGUUAAGCUAUUAUCUGACAUAGAUGACCAAAAUGGCCUUCGUUACCAACUUCCACUGGUGCUAUUCUUUCCUUACCAGCCUUCAAUGGAAGGGAAAGACCCUGUUGAAGUCAUUAGAGAAGCACUAUCCAAAACACUUGUGUUUUACUAUCCCUUCGCGGGAAGGCUUAGGGAGGGUCCUGAUGGCAAACUAAUGGUGGAUUGUAAUGGAGAAGGUGCCAUGUUCAUUGAGGCUGAUGCAGAUGUGACAAUUGAGCAGUUUGGUAAUAAUUUUAUGCCUCCAUUCCCUUGCUUUGAUGAGCUCCUCUACAAUGUUCCUGGUUCAGAUGGAAUGAUUGACACCCCACUGCUGCUUAUACAGGUAACACGUCUCAAGUGUGGUGGUUUCAUCUUUGCACUCCGAAUGAAUCAUACUAUAUGUGAUGGAAGUGGAAUUUGCCAAUUUCUGAAGGCGUUAUCAGAGAUGGCACACGGUGCACCAAAGCCUUCUAUUCUCCCUGGCUGGCACAGGGAGAUUCUAUGUGCUAGAGAACCACCAAGAAUCACAUGCAUCCAUCAAGAAUACCAACAACUACCACCUGAUUCAAGAAGCAUCUUCAUAUCCCAUCAACUUACACUGCUCGAAGUCGAAGGACCCACCGUGUUGUCCAAAUUGCGUUAG